Chironomus riparius is the source of this 2210-nucleotide messenger RNA. NCBI's taxonomy places the organism in Eukaryota, Metazoa, Arthropoda, Insecta, Diptera, Chironomidae. The record is from the annotation of a GenBank genome assembly.
GUUUUUGCCGUGAAAAUAUUCAGAAAAAAAUUCAAUUUUAAUUAAUUUGAGGCUGAAAUGGGCCUUCUAUCGGAUCCAUCGCUAAGUGCUAGCGAUAAAAAGCUAAAGUACAUCAAUUUAAUUAGUAAAUAUGCAAAUGGGUUCUGUUUCUUGCUUUAUUUGGUGGGAUUUUUAUGGUUUUGUGCAUUAAGUUUUCCACAAUUGCAAUCAAACACUUAUUUCUCCGAGAAUGCUCUCCUUCCCGGACUUGUACUUUCGGAGAUUAAAAUGGAUACAGUAAAUAUGGCAAGAACUUUGUUGACAGAACUGGAACAUGAGAGAGAAACACACAAAUCAGCUAUUCCAUAUCCAUGGAUGCAAGCAAAAAUGAAGCAAAUAGGAUUGGAAACGUAUGUCCAUAAUUUUACAUUAAAUUAUCCAUUUGGAGGUGGCAAGACAUUUCAAGGCAAAAACAUUUACGGGAUAUUGAGAGCACCAAGAAUUGGAUCAACAGAAUCGAUCGUUUUAAGUGUACCAUAUAGGCCUCCAAAUACAGCACAUACAUCAAUCACUUCUGGAGUUCCAUUGUUACUCGCAUUUGCUGAUUUUGCUAGAAGACAAAAGUAUUGGUCCAAAGACAUUAUAUUUCUGGUCACAGAUCAGGAACAGCUUGGAAUGCAAGCAUUUCUAGAAGCUUAUCAUGGUGACGAUGAGAAUAAUAUAUUAGAUUCAGGAACUCUAUAUGGAAAGGCUGGAAAUAUCAUAGCAGCAAUAAAUUUUGAGAUCCAGGACUUUGAUGUUGAAUUUAAUAAUUUAAAGAUUGAAGGACUUAAUGGUCAACUCCCUAAUCUUGAUCUUCACAAUUUAGUGGUUAAAUUGUCACACAAAUUCGUCCUUCCAAUUGGAUAUAAAAUGAAAAUGGGCAGUCAUCAUCGUGAAGAUGCUGUUGAAAACUUCUUUAACUUACUGUCAAUGAUGUGGACACAAAGUAGUGGAAUUCCGAAUGGUAAUCAUGGAUUAUUUCAUAAAUAUGGAAUUGAAGCAUUAACAAUUGAAAGUGUUAAGAGAGAAUCGAGUGGAAGAAACCAAAACAUUCAUCAAAAGAUUAUGGCACUGCUGAAAAUCAUUGAAGGCAUUAGUCGCAGUUUAAAUAACUUAUUGGAAAGAUUUCAUCAAAGUUUCUUCUUUUACGUAAUUGUUUCAUCUGAUCGUUUCAUAUCAAUUGGCGAUUAUAUGCCUAGUUGUGGAUUAAUGGCAGCUAGUUUAUUCGUGAAAUCACUUUUGAUAUGGUUAAUGGCUAAUAACAAGCCUGACGAGGAAGAAGCGAAUGAAAAAAAGAGUGAUGAUGAUAAAAUUGUGAUAAUUAGGAAGUCGAGCAUGAGAAUUGAGGUAUUAAGGAUUGGUACAGUCAUAUUAUGCUCACAUCUGGUCGGUGUUGCUGCACUUGUUAUUACAACGAACAAAAUAAUUCAUGACUACUUAUUUUCAAUGAACAUUCCAACACAGACUGGCAUUUUUUAUCUAGUCUCAAUAAUAUUAGCAUUUAGCAUAUUGCUUCCUAAAUUCCUUAAACUUAAUGCAUUUGAUGCUCAAUUCUUAAACAUUGCCGUACUAAUUGAAUUAGGAACUGCGUUUUUGUCUGUCAGCAUGCUGAAUUUCUCACUUGGCUUCUUCUUAUGCGUUCUCAUAACACCUUUUGCCAUAUUUAUCAACAUUCAAGAAGGCACAAAGAGAAAUCUGUUUAAAUUUCUCAUUAGAAGCUUACUACACUUACUUAUUCAUCCAAUUACUGUAAUUUAUGGAGUCAUUUGCAUGUUAAGCUACAUCGCAUUUUCUGAGAUGAACUUUAAUUAUAUUAUGGAUAAAUCGAUCUCAGCUACAGUUGAUGGAAUCACUUAUGCUGUUGUGGACUCGCUGAUUUACGGCAAUUGGUUGUUUGAUCUCACAUGCUUAAUCCUAUUGCCUUGUUGGAUAAUAUUCUGGAUAAUGAAUUUUUCUAAACCCGUCGAGAAGAUAAGCAAACAAAAGGCUGAAUAAAGUGACGACAAUUGUUGAUGUACGAUAAGAUAAGAACGAGCUGCGUAAUAUAAAUGAGCCAAAGUUUGUUAAUAAAAUAACAUUCAUUCGUAAUUUUAAAGCUUGAUUAUUGUCUAAUGACUCAUAAUGUUAAUUUAUUGAAUCCAAUGGAUUUAGUCACAUGUUCAACGGAAAUUCUCAAUAAAAUUCAAAAA